Molecule: messenger RNA, 1878 nt
Organism: Adineta ricciae
Lineage: Eukaryota; Metazoa; Rotifera; Eurotatoria; Adinetida; Adinetidae
Source: the annotation of a GenBank genome assembly
AUGACGUCGUUUGAUAUCAACCUACGGUAUUUCACUUUAAUUCUCCUCAUUAAUUUUGCCUUAUCAAAUGAAAAUAAUUUCUUCAACACCUCUAUCCACAAUUUUAAUCUCGAUCUUAACGAACCGCAAACAAAUCAUUUUCUCUCAAAGAAGGUGUGCGCAUACAAAUCCAUAGAUGUUUCCUGUUUAUCAGAUGCACUCUAUCGAACAUUCGAUGGAACAUGUAACAAUCUUCAAAAUCAUUGGUGGGGCUCGACAAAUAUUCCGUUCCGACGAUUAACACGAGCAAAUUAUGCUGAUGGUGUAUUUUAUCCUCGAAAUCUCUCUGUGACUGGAAAUCCAUUAGUCUCCCCGCGUCUUAUUUCCAAUCGAUGUUCCAACGAGCUUGUGAAUAGCAAAGAGCAUUCGAUCAGUUCAUUUUUUACUGCAUUUGCUCAAUUUAUUGACCACGAUCUAUCGAGUGCAGCCAAUGGAAAAGACGAUGAAGGUCAAGUAAUCAGUUGUGAAUGUCAAGAGGCGAUCCCCAAUCCAUUUUGUUUAAAUAUUCCGACACCAGACAUGCUUGAUCAACUCUGUAUGGUUUUCGCACGUUCGUCUGCACCUUUCCAAAAGGAAAAAGCUUGUCAACUUUUCGUUCGCGAACAAGUCAAUCAAAUCAAUUCAUAUCUGGACGCAUCAAUGAUUUAUGGAAAUAACAAAAACAAGGCUGACGAACUUCGAACGUUUAAAAAUGGCCAAUUAAAAACAACCGAUCGAGAUUUACCACCACAAGCAUUGUCAGGAAAAGAAGGAAAUGCAUGUCGUGAUGCGAAAACGGGUCGCGGAUGUUUUCUUUGUGGAGAUUCUCGUUCAAAUGAAAAUAUGGGUUUAACAUCACUUCAUACAAUUUUUAUUCGUUUACAUAAUUCAAUCGCAACAUCAUUAUUAGAAGUCAAUCCAACUUGGUCAGACAAUAUUCUUUACCAUGAAACACGUCGAAUCAUAAUUGCGGUUUUACAAAAUAUUGUUUACAAGGAGUUUCUUCCAACAUUAAUUGGUCCAUCAAGAUCAGAUUUUGGAAUUUAUCAAUACGAUCCAUCAAUUGAUGCCACAAUAUCAAAUGAAUUUGCUACAGGUGCAUAUCGUUUUGGUCAUACGUUAGUCAAUGGUUUUCUUCGACGUUAUAAUAAUCGACAUGAAUUACUUGAUGAACUUUCAUUGGCUGACUUAAUAUUUCGACCUGUCGAAGCAUAUAACACACAAAUGGGCGGAUUAGAUUCAUUCAUAUUCGGUCUUUUACUAACACCAGCUGGAAAAUAUGAUUCGAUGUUUAGUAAUGUUCUACGAAAUCAUCUAUUCGAAGCCAAAAACAUGACUCAACCAGUUGAAACAAGACGAUACGAUUUAGCUGCUGUGAAUAUCAAUCGAGGACGAGACCAUGGCUUACCAACUUACAAUGUCAUGAGACAAGUUUGUGGUCUUCGUUAUGCUACAUCAUUCAAUGAUCUCACUGAUACGAUGGACUUUUCAGCUAUCCGUCGACUUGCUUCCGUUUAUUCACAUGUUGAUGACAUCGAUCUUUAUAUCGGUGGCAUAUCUGAACGUUCCGUUCCAAAUGGAAUUGUAGGACCGACGUUUGGUUGCAUAAUUGGAGAUCAGUUCAAUGAUAUACGUCGAGGCGAUCGAUUCUUUUAUGAAACACAAAAUCCAACGAUUGGUUUUACUUCAGAUCAAUUGAAUGAAAUUCGUCGGAUUAGUUUAUCAAAUAUUCUGUGUCAAACAGUGAAAGAUAUGAAUGAAAUACAAAUUGAUGCAUUAAGAAUGCCGAAUCCUAUUAACAAUCAAUAUGUAUCUUGUUCAUCGUUAUCUUUUAUCAAUUUCUUGUAUUGGCGAGAAUAA